AAGGUCAUAAAUACCUGCUACUCACUUAUUCGUGCCGAAAUAUUUAGUGUAUUUGAACUUUAGUUUUAACACCUGGAAUUUGAAAUUCCUUGUGCAUGGUUAGCAUUCUAGAACCAUCUCGAUUCGGGCAUUUCCUGCGACCUGCGAGGGCAGCGAAUGUCUUUGGGCACUUGGCAGGCUCCUUUUGCUCCUAGAGCCCCCCUUUUAGCCACUACUUUCUCCACCUUUAUCCCUGUGGAUUUUACCCUUAAGCUGUUCCUUGCUUUUGCAUUCCAUAAACCACAAAGUAUGAGUAAGCACUUAACCCUUUCUUUGCACGCCGCUUUCUCUUGCCCCUUUCUCCGCUCUCUCCCUCUCUCUAUUUUGCUCUCUUGCAUUCCUGACACGCAUUGCAAGUCUAACCUUUCACAUUUAUGCGUUGCACACGCCCAGUUGCCGCCCCCUUUUUCUGUUCCAGUUAGUUUUAUUCAAUUUUUGCGCUAUUUUUACAGAUGCAAUUUUACAGCGGAAGCGAGGAAAUCGAGACAACCAUGGAGAAAGUUGGAGAAAGGGGUGGGGAAUGCGAAAGAGGGGGUUCGAAGGGGCGAAGUGUGUGUGUGUGUGCGGAGAAAGGAGGCUGCCUAAGUGCUUCGCCCAUUAAAGUAUGCAAUCAUUUUGCGGUUAGUUGCCCUUGCCUUCCUGCCACUUGAAUCACCCCUUCAACGCCACUCCUAUCUUUUCCAUUUUCCACUUCCCCUACCCCUUUUUCCCUUUAGCAAUUUUCGUGCCUUCGCAGCUGCAUAAAUUUCGCGGCUGGCAUUCGCUCUUAACCAAUUUGCUAAUCCGUUCGCCACUUUCUUGACAGCAUUAACAAUUUGCACGGUUUGUUCACGGUUAUUAACAACUUUAUUAUAUAUGGUAGCUGAAUCCUAAAUGCUUUCCACUUCUCUAAAGACUCAUGGACAUAAUUUCGCUUGUUUAAAAUCAUCUUAAUUCAUUGAACUUUUCAAGUCAAAAUUUCGACAAAAAACUCAUUUGAUUUCUGACAUUUGUGCCAUAUUUUUUGUUUUGCCUUUUUCUCUGGGCCAAGUUCAUUCAUAAACAAAUUAGUGAAAUUUCGUCUGGCUCUUUUUCUUCUUCUUCUAAGUCUAUGCCCCCAAUUAAAUCGAAAACACAACGUUCCCACCUUCCACAGUUCUACUCCUCCGAUCUUAGAAAGAAAACCCGUAGAAGCUACGUAUAAAUAAAUAAAUAAACAAGCGUUUAAUUGAACCGGAAAUUAUUGUGUGUGGGUUGUAUGAUUGCUUCUUCUUCUCUAUCCCUCACGUAUGUGUGUCGGAAUGCAUUAGUGUGUGUCUUUGUGUGUGUGUGUGUGGUUCUUAUUGGAAUUUGUUGUUCACUUUUAUUUAGUUUUAUCCCACAGAUGUUGUUGUUUGUUCGCAUUGCGUUUUAGUUCUCCAACUUGUUUGCCCAGUUGGUUUAUCGUGGCUGGAAAGAGAGGGGUGUACUAGUUGUGAAAGAGAAGGAGACAUGUGUGCCAGAGAAGAUUUCUUGCUUUCGGGCAACAAAAACAUAUACACUCUUUUGAUUAGUUCUAUUCUUAGUUAUGGUAACAAGUGCCACAGAUUUAAGCUGACAUAGGGUUAUGCAGUUAGGUUUAUGGAAUAUUUAUCGUUUGACUUACGCUAUAAGCUUGUCUUAGAAUUUAUACAAUCCGUUUCUAUGCUGUUAUUUUAAGCUGAUGAUUAGGCUACCUACUAUUCACUUAAAAUAAACAUCUCAAGAGCUUUACAGAGAAUUCGGCAAUCAUCGUUUACAUUAGAAAUUGGUACUUCCCAUCUGAAUUCCAUUAAUAUGCAACCCUUCACAUUAGCGUGAUAUUUUGAAUUUCCUUGUAUGGGUGUGUAUCUGUUCUUGCACGUAUCUGUGUGUCUGCUUUGUGUAUCUUGCAGCACAUUGUAGUAAAUUAUACUUGACAGUCGUUGCAUGUUCGACUUGCGAUAGUCGACAGUUUCCACUUCCAUUAAUGGCUACUCAGCCACGCCCCCCACUUGUUGAAUUAAAUAUAAUUCGAUGUUAUUUAUUUGACUGGAGAAAUUCGAGUAGCUAUCUUCGCUGGAUAAUCUGGUAUCUCAACAUCGUAAUUACUCACUGAGAAGCUAUAAAAUAUCCUGUGGACAUCGAAAGACAAUUCAGUACCGCCAAAAUGUCUCGCAUUGUAACAGCUUUCAAUAAAACGGUUGUGGAAUAUUUUCGAAAAACAAGUCUGAACGGCUUCGGCCUGCUGUAUUUUAUAAGAAAACGCAGAAUUCAAAGAAUAUUCUGGUUUUUGUUUAUUAGCAUUGGCAUAGUUUUCGCUAGUUAUGCAGUGUUCUCAAUGAUUCUGGAAUUCCUUAGCUAUUCAACAAUUGCAGAUCUCUCGGAAUUAAAAGUUUUGGAAGAUGAAAUAUAUUUUCCCGAGCUAAAAAUAUGUAGUGGUUAUAAGUUUAGUCACAGGAAUAUGUUAGCUUCUGCUCAUGACUUAGUUAAUUCUCAAAACAAAUCGCUGGAUUUUUGGCUACAAAAACUAUCAUUGCUUUCUGGAUACUUUGAUCCUUUGUCUGUGAAAGAAGAGGAUGUUGAUGAUAUUAAUUCUUUACUGUAUAUAAAAAAUAUUUCUUCCUUUUUACUUGGCUUAACACCAGCAUGUGAAUCUUUGAUACUCAGGUGUAAGGUGAAUAAUAUUCCUGCCAAUUGCUCGAAGUUAUUUACAUUAAAAGCUUAUAAUGAUGGAAUUUGUUGUGUCUUAAGGAGAGGUAAUCUAACUGGAGAGCUCACCCUUUUUAUGGAUUCAUCUCAUAUAGAUGAAUAUCCUUUAAAUGGAAAUUUUCCUGGCUUUAGUUUGCAUGCUCCAAGUUGGCAGGGUAGAGUUAGUAUCAACCCUGGCGAAAUAGCAGCUGUGGAAAUAGAAGUUAUGGAACUUCAGGGAAAUUCUCAAUUAAACGAGUAUGCCAUAGAAAAGCGAGCUUGUUAUUUUUCUCAAGAGGGUGAAAGUAGGGAAAAGUGCCUUCAUGAGUGCAGAAUAAAAGCCACGUUAAUUAAUUGCCAGUGUGUGCCGUAUCCAUUCGAGUCUAGAAGCGAAAAGUUUGGGCAGUGCACUUUGGAGAAUAUAACAUGUCUGCAGUUGGUAGAAAGUGAGUUUCGAAUUUCCUAUAAUUCCUCAAAGGUAAUUAAUUCUUAUUAAAAUAAUCCAGGAAACUGGUCACCAGCUCAAUGUCCGCAAUGUUUGCCGCUCUGCAAUCAACUGUUUUACAGAUUGAACAAACAAAUCCUUGGGCAUUUGCAUCCUUGGAGAAGUGAGUUGAAUUUUAAAUUUAAAGCGCCACAUCGACAGCUGUACAAAACAAAUAUACUCUAUCAUUGGUAUCAAAUGCUGUGUAAGUUUGUUUAACGUUUAACACAAAUACACAUGCCGAAAUUACGUACAUACAUAUUUAUUUAACCAAAAGCAAACGUUGGCGGCGUUCUGGGCAUUUGCAUUGGCUGCUCCUUUAUCAGUGGCUUCGAGCUGAUCUACUUUCUGGUCUUUCGCCUGUGGUCCAACUAUCUUCGACAGCCCGAGACUUAAUUAAGUAAAAUGUUGCGCAUACGCCAUGUGGGCAAAUUUGUUGUGAUUUAUCUCGUUGACAACGUGCCAGCGACAGGGUCGCAUUAAUCUUGAUGACUUGAAUUGUAACUGAGGCGAAAUAAACGAGUGAAAAAGAAUGGGGAACGAAAGGGUGGCACUUGGGAGCCGGAUUGUGGGUGGGGCUUAGCUGGAGUGUGCCGAUCAUCAAGGUUAAGUGGUCUGCUGAGCCCCUUUUCAUCGUCUCAGCUUGUUCGCCAUUCGUCGCCUGGGGGGCCACUUGAUGACUACUGAACGGCAACAAAAAGAUUCACAAAUAUGUCUCUUCUUGUGUAUAUAAACUGGAAAAAAAUGUUUUAGCAUUGAAAUGCUCUCUAAAACGAGAAGAAAAUCUUUUGGAAUACAUCUAUGGCAAUCCAAAUGAAUAUAAAAAGUUGAGGGAGGUG
Molecule: messenger RNA, 4029 nt
Organism: Drosophila simulans
Lineage: Eukaryota; Metazoa; Arthropoda; Insecta; Diptera; Drosophilidae
Gene: ppk27
Product: sodium channel protein Nach
Exons: 1
Coding region: 2186-3202 (338 amino acids)
Biological process (GO): sodium ion transmembrane transport
Cellular component (GO): membrane
Molecular function (GO): ligand-gated sodium channel activity
Source: RefSeq, a predicted model, not a curated record